Monascus purpureus is the source of this 3171-nucleotide messenger RNA. Lineage: Eukaryota; Fungi; Ascomycota; Eurotiomycetes; Eurotiales; Aspergillaceae. The record is from the annotation of a GenBank genome assembly.
AUGCAGGACAUACAAACCGAAAAUCGAGAGCUAAAGGAUCGAGCAGUCAGCACUACGCGUCAAGAAUCAUCGUUCUUAUCCACAGCUCUAAGUAGCCACGAAGAGAACCCAUCAACAGCGAAUCCUGACGUUUCGUUGGACUUUUCAUCUGAAUUCGAGCGGGAAUUGAUCGCUGCUCUUCGUCUGGACGAUACCAACUUAUUGUCGCAGGGAUUGGUUGCACCAGGGAUUUUGUCAGGCGAGAACAAUUAUAGGCCGUCCUUGACUGAUUUCUCUCAUUUGAAUCUUUCUAGUGUUAGUGGUACUGGAACUUCGACGAGGUCGUCCUUGGUCUCUACUCAGUCUCUUCGCGACAUCCCACCAGAUGCUGACAAUGUGCCAUCCCUCGCUUCGAAGAGUGAUGAUGGAUUUCCAGAAGAUACAGGAAAUCAGGAUCUGGAUGAAGAUAGACAGUUGGAGGUCAAAAGUACUGCUUCCCCGCAGUCCUCCGGCUCUGAUUUAUCUGAAACAGUGAAGACUUCGCCUGAAGAUAACAAUGAAGACGAUCAAGAACCAUACAGGCGUUCGCGCGAUGCCGAUUUGAGGAUGUCCGAGCAACCGCAAGAUUUUCCGCUUCCUCAGCCAGCAGAAUCUGAUGACUCCCUCGCUACUCCUCAUUUGGAUAUCAGUCACAUUAAAAAUGAUCCUGCUAAGAGCGAAGCCGCUCAGGGACCCGCAGACACUGAAACCGCUCACCAUGAAGGGGACCAUGAAACCCACGACGCAGUCAUGAAGCGAGUGAGAUUUCAAAUAACUAAGAAUCUUGGGGAGUUUGACAAACUUUCAGAACAUAGCGAUUCUGAGGACAGCGUCAACCUUGGGGAUCCUGAGAAGCUUGAGCACCCUGAGAGUCUUAAUGGUCUAUGGGGGUUUGAGUUUUGUAGGGAUAUUGAAAACCAGAAACCCCAUGCGAACAUCCGGGAGAGUGUGCAUUUUCAAGGAAGUGGGGGGCUGAAUGGUGAUGUCAAGAAGCGCGAGGACUCGGAAAAUGCCAAGUGUCUCGAUGACAGUGUCACUCCAGAGGGUGCGUUGCCUGAAAGGGAGGAUAAUCUGGAGAACCAGGAAGUUCUGGGGGAGCACAACGCCCUUGAGAAACAGAUUAGCCUUGAACACUCUAAGGCUGCUUGUCCCGAAGACAAAGAGGAUCUUGAGAGUAACAAUGAUCUUCACAGCAACGUGUCCUCUGAGAAUGAAGAUGACGCUUGCGUGGAUUUCAAAUUUGCCCAAGUCACGGUGAUGAAAUCAAUGGAAGACCGUGUUAAUCUAUUAAUAAACGGGCAACCGGUGGACACUUUUCAUACUAAGAAAGAUAAUCCUGGCCCUUGCCAACUUGUGUCUGAUCGAGGAUAUGGAGAAGAGACUUCCAAAAAAUCUGCUGCUACAGAAGCAAGCAAGAGGCAAUCGAACAUUGCGCAUCAUGCCGACAGCCAACAAAACGCAGCAGAACCUAACACCACCAACGAUAUCGCGGAUGACUCUACAGAAACGUCCAGCUCUGCCACCGCUCAAAGUAUCGAAAACCUCCAAGAAGGAGGGGGUGACUUCACGGACCAAAGCACUCCUAUUCAGGCGGAGAAGCCUGAGUCGACACUUCCGCUGGACUUGAAUUCCCAUGAUGUCUCAAGUAGUUCUAUGGAUGUAUCUCCCGUUUGCAGUCAAGAUACAACACGAUCAAACGUUGGACAAGAUGCCGCUCACCAUCCCAAUGACAGCUUGUCCCUUAAGUCGGAAGAAAACACUGACGAAUCUAGCGAUGCUUUUAAGCGCCCAUCUGCCACGGUACCUGAUUACGCCAAGAGACACAGACCUACAGAAUCCAUUACAACAGUCAAGCCACCAAGGAGCCGCUUUUAUCGCUCCCUGGUGCAGUCGAAACAUGAGCAAGAUAUACGACAGAGGAGCUCCUUUAGUUCAACUGUUCGAUCUCGGGUGUCAUCGGUUUCAGUUGUCCCCCAGAAUGAACACCUGCAACGAGGGCAAGCAGUCGCAGAACGCAUGUCCUCUGAUUUGGACAAGCUCGGGACCCAGAUUAUUCCUAGAGACGGUAAGCAACGUCAACAGAACCGUUCUAGCGACUCUCCAGCGUUAGAAGGCAGCAGUAUCAACCCCAAACAAGGCCCUGGACCGACCACUCCGAGACAUGCGCAACAUACGCUUCUUCCGGGCACUCACAGGAGAUCCGACAGUGCCCAGUUGAAUUCUGAGAAACCUGCUGCACUGGUCCCUGAUUCCAAACAGAAUUCUCGACUAGCUUCGCCUGUAGAAGGGAAACCAUCAUACCCUCCUCAGGCGAGUCAAUCUCAAACUCCUAUGUCAAGAUGGAAGAAAUUAAAAAUCGGUAUUCCCCGUCGACCGUCAUCAGAACUCACUGGGCCGGAUGGGUCACAAAAGGGAACACGCAACAAGUUGAGUGGACUCUUUCGUCGCUCAGGAGGGACCCGGGAUACAGAAAAGGUGCCUGUUAGAUCCCUAGAACCGCCAGUCACUCAGUCUUCUUCCCAGUCACCGCGAAUGUCGGGCUCGCCGAUAACACCUCACCUCGAUACAUCGCCGACAAGUCAUAUCUGGUACUCACCGGACGACAUAUUUAAUCCUUAUCGCCAUAAGGGGACAAGUUCGCUAGGCACCAACAGUUCAUUUCGAGGGACAGCUCCACCUCCAGGAGGCUAUUAUGCACCUUCAUCAACCAGUCCAUCGUUAGUUUCUCGGGAACUUUUCAAAGCUAAAUACCACCAGCAACAGCAAUCUACUGCAAGUACCUCUCCUAUUCCCUCACUGCAUCAGACACAAUCCCCUGUGAUCCCGCCGUCUCCUUUACCUUCCCUUCACGGACGAACAUCGUCCGUCGUCUCGGAUGAAUUUCACACCCCCCGAGCAUCUAUAUCCUCCAGCACCGCUCCUGGCAUUACUGCCACAGCACCAAGUAUUCGAAGUAUGAAAGUCGGUGCCCGUCCCAACUCAGUUCCCGAUACUAUCUUGCGCGGCGAGGCUCGACACAUCAAUGCCUCCGCAGAACCUGUGGAAUUACCCAUCUCUGCUGAUGAUUCGAGCGAGGAAAUCCUCAUGACUAGCACGGCUUAUCCGGGACAGGAGUGGAGGCCUGCUGGGUUUGGGGGGAUAGAGCAGUUUUAG